Molecule: messenger RNA, 3240 nt
Organism: Trametes versicolor FP-101664 SS1
Lineage: Eukaryota; Fungi; Basidiomycota; Agaricomycetes; Polyporales; Polyporaceae
Exons: 10
Coding region: 1-3240 (1079 amino acids)
Cellular component (GO): Sin3-type complex
Source: RefSeq, a predicted model, not a curated record
AUGGCGUCCAGCCCGUCCAGCCCGCCCAGAAGCAAAGGUCCUACCUACCUUGUCAUUCCUGGGUCUCCGACUCCGAAUACACGGUCGAAAUCGCCAACAGUGCCCACCGUGUUGCCCUCGUCCAGUCCGCCAUCUCCCGCGCCACGCCCAGCUGUAGUUCGCGCGCAAUCGGCUGUUUCGGGCAGCUCGAUAGCUAUACCCUCGACACCAUUCUAUACCCCGCAGGUGUCAUCUGUAAAUGUGAACAACACGAAGCGUCUACUCUUGCCGACAGUACGCGCAGUGAGGCCAUCCGGGGCUUCUCCUCGUUCACCCACCAAGGCUUCUGCUAAACCUGGACGCGGUAGGGCAGGUUCCCUGUCCGUGAAUGUCUCUCCAGACCCACAGGAGCGCGUUCCUUCUGGCGCAUCAGACUGGCUUCCGGGCGGGGAGAAGUUCGAGGUUGUGGAAGAGCAGCUCGAACUAGAAGGCUUCCAGAUAUAUGCUGUAGAGAAGUGGGUGGUCGCGCGCAAACGGCCUAUUCUCGUACUCACAGUCUACACUGGCGACCCGAAGCACAAGAUCACGGUGACAGCGCUCAGCCUUCUUCCUUCGCUGUCCGCCGCGGACGCACAAGUGGCAUGGGACAGCGCUAUCCGCGCCCUUCGUAGAGAUGGCGCACGGCCGAAAGAGACAGACAAGGGCGUCCUCAUGGUCACAUCGUUGGCCAACUUCCGCUCGGACUACACAAUCGUGAAUGUGCCGUCUGGGAACUUCCUCGACGUUCGUGAACAGCUCUACACCAAUGUGAACUUAUUGCGGAUGGGCUGCGGUGGCCGGAGUGCAUUGACGUUAGAAGAGCCCAGUGACGCGACCAAGGACCGCUUCAUUGCGAUGUACCAUGUUACUGACAAGACGCCUGCACGCUCUGGUGCCCUCUUCAAUGCAACGGUGCUGGAGCUGGUCAAGUUAAUUCAAGCGUCAUUGGCCAUCUUCGGUAUGUUUGACCUCGCGCCGGAGAAGGAUGGGCUCUUGUGCGAUGUUACAUGCGAGGGCAUACAACAGUGGGUCUCGGUAAUCGGCGAGCCCUACCUGAAGGUCGAGCCGACCGAAAAGGUGGCAGAUCCGACCGUUGUCGCUGCGCUGUUCAGCUUGAUUUUGAGCACACGGAGCAAACUGCACGCGCUGGGCUUGGUCGUACCCAAGGAUCCGUUCCUGGACCCUUCAGGGUUUCUCAGGGGACUAGCGACCCUGCACACAUCGAAGGCGCACCCACACUCGCACGGCCAUCACCCCCAGUCGCACGCUUCCUCGCCCAUCUCCCCACCGACCUCGGCUGCGGCCUUCCCACCUUCAAUUGCGCAACCACCUGCCUUCAGUCCCAACUUGAGCGCCGUCUUCCUCACGCAGCCGCUCAUCGAGUUGAUACAGUCCCAAUACGAGAAAGUGCGCCAGAGCGAGUCAUACAAGGUCCACCGUGUACUGAAGAACAAACUCGAUGACCUUGCUACUGAUCUUCGGACACACGCGUCUGACGGCGGGGGCACGAACGCAAGUACGCUGAGCGUGACUGCUGACCUGUCAGCGUUUGUGCGGUGUGUCGUAAGUACGAAAGACGCUCCACAGAGCUUACGGUACCUCUGGACCGGCCGUCCAGGGCAUGCGGAGAAGAAACGGCGAGAGAAGGAGGCCGUGUGGAGCGAUGGCGAGCGCGAGCGAGAAGAUCGCGAGAAGGAGCGGGACGGUGAGAGAGAUGCCGUCAGGGAGAGCAAAGACAAGGAGGAGAGGGACAAGGAGCGGGACAGAGAACCGCGAUCAGGCGAUGAGGGUGACUUCGCUAAGCCCUGGUCGGGGCGGAUGCAACGCAAGAUCGAGAGCUGGGCUGCCUUGGGUAAAAGCAAGAAACUCAGCGUGGAUUUCGGGACCCUAGGGAAGGCGUUUAUGCCGGACUCGCCGCGAGGACUGUCCGAAAGGUCCGGCCAAUCCUCGAUGGUGCCGUCAGUCAUAAUCUCGAGGGAUCCUGGAGAGGAAGAGGAGGUCCUGAGCAGUGGCCAGCAGUCGCCUGUCUCUGAUGCCCCCAACCCGCUCAUGCUCGGAGUCGGGACGCUCCCCCACGCCGAGCGCUCUGCAAGUGAACUGUCCGAGUACGACCGUCGCGUCACCGAGUUCAACCAGAAACGGCCAUCGGUGAAAACACAAUCCCGCAUAACGAGCUGGUCGGACUCGCGCAGUGCCAGAGGCGUACUACACGACCAGUCCGCGAGGGAGCAUCGUCUCGGCGCAAGCCCUCUCAGCAGGGCCGACUCGACGGCCUCCUCUAUCGUCGAGGACGAAAGCAUGAACCUCACCGACGCCGCGGACCUCGACAAGAUGCGUCGUCGCCGCCUGCUUACAACAGGCGCCGACCGGCGGCGCAGCUUCGGCGACGCAGCCGAUCUCGUCGAUAGUCACAUCCUCCCGAUCGAGCGCAUGCGCAUUGACGUUGAGCUCUGCGGGCAGCUGCUCGUGAUGCGCCGGCGCGAGGCGCACCUCGCAAAUGUACUCGCAUGCCUCGCCGCCCUCGCAUCCCGCCUCGACGCGCAGAACGCGGCCCUUCGCGCGGACCACGAGAGUGUGCGCGGCGCACUCGCAGGCCUCGAUACGCGCGGCGGCGAGCUCCCGCUCCUCCAGGCGUUACGCACGGAGGCGGAGGCGCUCACGCAGGAGACGAACGCGCUCGCGUACGAAAGCGCACAGUUUCUCGUCGAGGACCUCUGGCACAUGGCCGCGCAACCACGGCAACGCGCGCUCGCACUGCGCGAGAAGAUAUUCGGGACGGGCAGGAGGCUCCCACAGGGUGUGCGGGGGGCGCAUGGACCGUUCAGCCGUAUACAGUGGACGGUGGACGGCAAGGAGCGCCUGGUGGACAGGCUGGGGCGUACGGAGAGCGAGGCUGAGGAGGAAGAGGACCUGCCGCCGCUGCCGGGGAUGGACCUGGCUGCGGAGGAGGAGGUGGAUGCCAUUGAGCACCAGAACCUGAAGCCCACCUGGCUGCUCCGCUUCUUCAACUACUGGGGCAGUAGGCUCGGCAUGGGUCGGGGAUCCCCAAGCGUACCGAACGGCGCAUUGGAUGGGCCGGCGACGCUGGAGCAGACUGAGAAGGCGGACACGGAGGGCGAGACGGAUGAGCUGCCCACUCCGUUGAGCGCGGCGAGCAGCUCUGUGGGGCUGCCUAGGGACGAUUCGCGGUCGCAGAUGUUGCAGCGGACAAUCACGACUUGA